Molecule: messenger RNA, 3651 nt
Organism: Anopheles stephensi (Asian malaria mosquito)
Lineage: Eukaryota; Metazoa; Arthropoda; Insecta; Diptera; Culicidae
Gene: Nt5a
Product: 5'-nucleotidase domain-containing protein 1
Exons: 1
Coding region: 1016-2617 (533 amino acids)
Molecular function (GO): 5'-nucleotidase activity
Source: RefSeq, a predicted model, not a curated record
AAAAUCGGCACAAAAUGCCGACAGCUGAUCCGUUUGACAGCCAUGUUACGACGGUGACGAUUGCGUCCUUGAUCCAAACAAAAACAAAUUUCGCAGCAAAUGUGUGCUGCGAUUGAUUGUAGUUGGCAAGGGUUGUGGCUGGUGCCAACUGCACAGUACACGUUGCCAGGUUUAGUAGUUGCAGCAGACGUGCAGCAAUGCAGUAGAGGUUUCGAUCGAGACGAGAUACCAAGACGUCAUCGUUUUCAAAAGUCCAUCCCAACAGCAUCCCACCAGUGUGCCAGUAGAUAUGACGCUGUAUCAGUGAAAUGGUGAAAAUAACAAAAGCUAGGGCACCUGCUUUCGGAUGAAUGAAUCCCUCUGCUACUCACGGCGCUACGAAUCUCGUGAUCCCUUCUCGAGCUAAGGCCGGGGGUUUAUUUCGGUACCAGCCUGAACUCGAUCGGACGCUUUUGAGCAAUUCUGACAGUGCUUGGUGUGGAUUAAUCGAUACAUCCAACCCGUGCCCGAGUGUGCUAUCAAGGUUCGAGGUCAAACGGUGCCACAUAUCAUGGUGUGAGACAUUGAAUUUUUAGGAUUGUUGAUUGGCCUGAUUGUGUUACGUAAAAAAAAUCAUCCCGCUAGACAGUCCGCUGACAACCGAGACCGUGGAUCCGCAGUAGUGGUGGUUCUGCGCUGAACAAUGCUGCCCGUCGCGUUCCACCCACCUGCGUUCGUCUGAAGCGUGAGGGGUGUUGUUUUGAAUCAACGCGGCGAAGGUCUGGUGUUUGUUUUCGUUUGAUUGCGGCCAGUGAAACGGCGAGAAAAGGACAUGCGAAGAUAGUGGGAAAGCGAGACAAACGUACAGCGCUACAUUGCAGAACGCAAAACGAAGUCACGCGGUCGAGUAGAUAUUUGCGUGAUCGUCCGCGAGAGCGGAACAAAAUUCGCGCGUGUGCGUGUGCGCGCGCCACGAUGGUCUUGUGGUGAAUGGUGUGAACAGAAAUAAACCCCGAAAGAACGGUGCAGCAAAAGCAUGCGGUCGUCGGUUAAGUUUGUGGCCCGUUGUGGCACCAGUGCGGGUCUGCUCGGUGCCAGUCGUUCAUCGGAAGUAAUCGGAGCAAGUGUGCCGUGUAUCCGCGCUAUUACCACCACUACCACCACUACGACGAAAGGUUUGCAUUGCGUGUUGCCGCGAGCAACGGCUGCUGGCUGUCAGGUGAACUGUCAAAACAUUGGCGCCUCGUCGUGUUGGCUCACGCUACCGCGUUACUACGGGUCGGUCGGAACAUCGAAACGGUUCUAUUCGCGCUACUCAGCCAACCGCAUCAUGACCGGGGCGGACACGUUUAGCUUUGCCGACUACGACUGUGUCGGGUUCGAUCUGGACAAUACCCUGCUGCGCUACCGCAUCGGUGAGAUGAUCGAGCUGGAGUACCAGACCGUGUCGAGGUUUCUGGUGGAGCAACGGGGAUAUUCCGGUCGGCAUUUGCUACAGCCGCUCGACAAGGAUUUCCUGCAGCGAGGACUGAUCAUCGACUUCCAUCGGGGAAACAUCCUGAAACUCGAUCCAGAUGGUGUUAUACAGCAGGCGACGCACGGUACGAAGCGUAUGGCAGAUGAAGAAAUCCGUGCCUACUACGGUGACGAGAAACGUUGGGAAGUGACGAACGAGUACUGUCGGAAUAUGUUGGUGGCAUGGAACGGACCACUGUCGGAGCAGAUACGAACGGUUCUGGAUUAUUUUGAUAUCUGUGCCACACUGCUGUUCGGCCGUGUGAUCGAUACGUUGGACGAGGAGGCACACGAACGCAUCGGUCGAUACAACGUUUGGCCGGACAUUCUCGAUGGACUGGUGUACAUGUACUCGCGUGAUCAUUUUGGUGCCAACAUCGGAGGUUACUUCGAAGCGCUGAAGGCCAAUCCGGAACGGUACCUGCAGAAAGCGUCGCCGGAGCUGGUGCGUUGGCUGCGCGAGCUAAAGAAAACCAAAACCACGUUCCUUGUGACGGGAUCGCAUAUAGACUUUGCGAACUUUACCGCUUCGUACGCAUACGGACCCGAUUGGCCUGAGCUGUUUGAUGUGGUUGUUGGAUUUGCGAAGAAACCGGGCUUCUUUACGGCCGGCAAACCGUUCGUGCGGCUCGAGGGGCACGAUGAGACGGAACCGCUAACGGCCGGACAGCUGGAACGGUACGGAGUUUAUUCGCAAGGAAAUUGGCGCGAUUUGACGGUGCUGUUGGGAAAAAUCUGCCACAAAUCCGACCCUCGGUAUCUGUACGUGGGGGACAAUCUAAUACAGGACAUGUACACACCGUCCAAGUACACGACGGCCGAUACGGUGGCGAUCGUGGAGGAAAUGGAAGCGGAAGGAAUGCGGGACUGUGACGCCGGCCACCCGGACGCACCGUACAUUGUGUCGAAGUUUUGGGGAUCUUUCUUUACCACUCGGUCGGGACCGGGCGUUGAGGAUGCUUCGCUCUGGGCAGGGCUUAUCAAGCAGCACGCCAAAAUAUGCGUUCCAUCGAUGGACGAGGUGGCUAAAUAUCCGCUCGACCAUUGCUACAACAGCUUCACGGAGAACGUUAGCUGCAACGGUUACUAUCCGGCCGAGCCGUUGAAGUUGGUCAACAAUUGAUUUACCAGUCGGUGACGGGCCUGUGCGGCCACUUAUCUUGUUUGUCCUGUUUACGGUGUUUCUCUGGGGAGGAUCGUGAGUCUAGCGGUGUAAAGUGUUUCGGGACGGACAUUGUAUUUGGCAUGGUAACGCCAGGGUACUCAGGACCGGCUGAGGCGAAACGAUGAUAAGCAAGCUACAGGCAAACUAUCCUUCGCGUGAAAUUCAAUAUAAAUAGUAGCGGUUGUUUGAGGGCGUGAGGUGGACGCUGUUAUGCUAACGAGCAGAUCGUUGAGAAGAAUCCAUUGUUAUCUUGCUAGUGAUAGUUUCCGAACUAUAUAUACACACACACACACAUAUAUUCAAACCACUGUAUUACGAGUAGCUGGUUCCUUUAAACCAGCCAUUAGCCGUCGCUCACAUCCACGCUUUGAUUAUCUGUGUUUUGUGAAAUCAGGAUGAAACUGAUGUAAGGUUGUUUUUGCGAUAACGUAAGAUAAAUGUUGAAACCUUCUGUCCCGUAAUUUAUAGCCUCGUUUGCGCCCAGCACGCUUUUAUUCCCCGUACCUUCGCACGCGAGUGCAGCAGCAUUCAGUUGCGAUCAGUAGACGAACAAGUGGAAAGACCAUUUUGCACAACCAAAAACCAACCGAUGCAGAAAAUAAUUUAAUCCCGUGAUAAAAAUAAUAUUCGCUCUCGUACGGCCGGUUACGAUAAUCCUUUGUAACAAAAAAAAGGAAAACAAGCCAUAACAAGGGUAGCUUGAAGCUAAGCGUAAUGAGGAGAAAAUAGCUAAAAGCUCUUUGUAGUCUUAAAGAUGAAGUCCAAAGACCAGUCUAGGGCGCAGGUUUAUAUCUAGCCAUCGGUACACAUUCAAAAUGUUACACUAAACGUGCCCUUCUUUCGAAACUCAGUGGCCAGCAGUAGGCAGCAAGCGACUGAAGCUAUUGAAAAAAAAACCAGAACAAUAAUUUAGCAAUAAAUGUGCGUGUAGCGUGAUCUUUUCCCUCUUGUAAAGCCUGUCGAACUACGAAAUAAAGUAAACGGAAGUUAAA